AUGGCUAUCUUAGGCAAGCGCAAGGCUGAGCCUGAGCCUUUAGUAUCCCGAGAAGACGCUGCAGCCAUUUUCAGACGACAUUUCGAGGCGGAAUUUGCACCCCUGCCAGAGGCGGAAACCGCUAGAUCGGAUUUCAAGAAGACCAAACAUGAGGGAAGCAGCAACGACAUCGAGAGCAAGGAAGAGGAGGAUAACAAUAAUAGUGACGGGGACGAUGGCGAAUGGGGUGGGCUCUCCGACGAGGACUCUGUCACAGAAGAACAAAAUCAAACAAUACAGGUCGUAGACCACUCGAGCAAGCAACCGCCGAAACCAGCAUCAAUGUCAAAACGAGAGCUCAAAGCUUUCAUGUCAUCACGACCUCCAGAGCAAACAAUACCCAAGACCGAGCAGUCUCUAUCAGCGACUUCAUCGUCCUCAAACACCCUCCCCGAAGACGCACCCUCCCUUCUAGCCCAAGACCUUGAACUCCGACGACUCCUUGCAGAAUCGCAUCUUCUCGCGCCGGCCAUCUCAGCAUCGGGUACCACUAUUGCACCCAAGGCUUUUGCUACAGGCCGCACUCGUCAAAAGGCUACGGACUUGCGCGUCCAGGCUCUAGGGUCCAAAGUGUCGAUUCACAAGCAAGAAAAGAUGCCCAUGAACAUGCGCAAGGGUAUUGUUGCUGCGGCAGACGCACGAGAAGCGAAGCGCCGGAGAGAAGCUAAGGAGAAUGGAGUGAUCCUCGAACGAGAGACUGGUAAGAAGAAAGGGCGUAGAGAUAGGGGAAGGGAUGUUGCUGUUGACCGACCGGGAGUUGGUAGACUCAAGGGGGCAGAACUACGCUUGAGCGACAAGGAUAUCAAGAGCAUAGAGGGUGGAAGAGAUGCGUUUGGUAGGAGAAGCCGGCGUUAG
Molecule: messenger RNA, 894 nt
Organism: Fusarium verticillioides 7600
Lineage: Eukaryota; Fungi; Ascomycota; Sordariomycetes; Hypocreales; Nectriaceae
Exons: 2
Coding region: 1-894 (297 amino acids)
Biological process (GO): maturation of SSU-rRNA from tricistronic rRNA transcript (SSU-rRNA, 5.8S rRNA, LSU-rRNA)
Cellular component (GO): nucleolus
Source: RefSeq, a predicted model, not a curated record